AUGACCUUAACGGCGGUGCUGGUGUUAUUGACGCUGGCUGCGGCAGCUCACAGCGGCGAUCCCGUGUUCGACCCCAGCACACUCAUGAGGCUCGUGCUGGUGCCGGCAGACGCGGCCACCGGCUCCGUCAUCUACCGCGUUCGAGCUUCCGACCCGGACUUCGAUUACCCCUUGCACUUUGAACUCAUCGGGCAAAUGGGCAGACUCGACAUCGGCAUUGAGACACUACCUUGUACUCGGUACAAUUCAGUCUGUCAAGCCAAUGUGAUACUGCUAAGGAGGCUGGAGCCAGGCCGCUACGUGGACUUUAGGCUGUCAGCUCGGAAUACCAGAGGGCGAAGUGCUCGAAUUGCUUGCUCGAUCACAGGCACUAAUGCUACUACCCCUCGAGAUACUAUAUUUCCACAUCAACCCAGUAUCAUUUUGGUGCCAGAGGAUGCAAAGAGAGGAACCGACCUUGAAAUUGUAAUUGCAAGGAAGAAUCCAGUAUCCCCAAAACCUCUGGAGUUGGAGCUUUGGGGUUCGCCGCUCUUCGCAAUCCGGCAACGCCGAGUUUCUAGCGAGAAUACCGAGGGCACAAUAUUUUUAGUUGGUCCAUUGGAUUUUGAGGCUCAAUCCAUGUACCACCUAACAUUGCUCGCUGUUGAUCCCUACGUUGAAAUAGGCAAGGACACGCGAAAUAUAGCUGGGUUAGAGGUCGUGGUGGUUGUGCAGGAUGUUCAGGACAUGCCUCCUGUUUUUACUUCAGCUCCACCCAUCACCCAUUUACCUCGCCAAGUGAUUCCUGGUGAUAUGAUAGUAAGAGUACGGGCUGAAGAUGGCGACAAGGGUGCUCCUCGGCAAAUAAGAUAUGGACUAGUUUCUGAAGGAAAUCCGUUUACACCGUUCUUUAACAUCAACGAAACAACAGGUGAGGUAACUUUGGAACGGCCGAUUGAAGAAAUUGCAGCAAUAUCACACGCUGGAGCACCAAUACUUCUUACUGUUGUGGCUGAAGAAGUACGACUUUCACGGGAAGAGCCUGAGGCUAUGUCAUCUACGGUUCAACUGGCGUUCAUUUUGCCUGAAAGGGAUAAUUCUCCUCCUUAUUUUGAAAAUGAAUCUUAUAUCACACAUUUGGAUGAAAAUGCUCCGCAAGGUACAGCUUUGGUAUUCAACGAUCCGUAUAUACCGCAAGUGAAUGACAACGAUGCGGGAAAAAACGGAGUGUUUUCUCUUUCGUUAGUUGGAAAUAAUGGGACUUUUGAAAUAUCACCAACAGUGGCGGAGAGACACGCGCAAUUCAUUAUCAAAGUGCGGGACAAUACUAUGCUGGAUUAUGAAGCCAGAAAAUCAGUCGUGUUUCAGAUUUUGGCACAAGAACUUGGUCCAGCAACAAACUUGUCAGCAACUACGGAUGUGACCGUUUACUUAAAUGAUGUUAAUGAUAAUCCUCCUAUUUUUCUGGCAUUAUCUUAUGAUGUGGAAUUGCCAGAAAACGUUACAGCUGGAACUAGAGUUGUCCAAGUUGCAGCUGAUGAUGUAGAUACAGGGGUAUAUGGAAAAAUUCAAUUUACUGCCAUACUAGGAUACUUAAAUACUUCUUUAAAUUUAGAUCCAAUAACAGGAAUUAUAACUGUAGCAACAAAUAAUCACGGUUUUGAUCGUGAAGCAAUGCCAGACCUGCAUUUUUUAGUCGAAGCUAGAGAUAAUGACGGUAUAGGAUUAAGAGUAACAACAGUGCCAUUAAUUAUUAAGUUAUUAGAUGUAAAUGAUAACCCACCAGAAUUUGAAAGGGCCUUAUAUGAAUUUGUAUUGUCUCCGAGUUUAAAUAAUUUUACUUCGUCGGCUUUUGUGAAGGCUGUUGAUAAAGAUGCCGAACCACCCAAUAAUGUAGUCAAAUACGAAAUAAUUGAAGGAAACCGUGAGGGUAAAUUUGCUAUUAAUGAAGAUACAGGGGAAAUUUAUUUAUUAGAACCAUUAAAGAGAAUCACAAAGAAAAGUGCACAUAGGCGUAAAAGGCAAUUUGAAAGUCAAGAAGAAAGUGAAGUUUAUAUGUUAACCAUUCGAGCCUACGAUAUGGGAGUUCCAAGGCUGUUUUCAACAACAACAGUGAAGAUUUAUCCUCCCGAAAGUAAAACUAGAACCAUGUCUUUCAUUGUUCCCGGUGCUAAUCCAGAUAGAAAAAAAUUAGAAGAAGUUUUGAGUACAUUAUCUGGAGGGAGAGUAACUAUUGUAGAUAUAAAACCUUACAAAAGUAAUGAUGAUAAAGGUUCAAUUGAUCAGAGUGGCCAGGAGUCUAGUCAAGAAAAAAGCGUGGUUACUGCAGUAGUUCGUAUGGCUGGUAAUGCUGCUAUUAACGUUGCGAAACUUCAAGAACAACUAACAAAGAAUAUCACAUUAUAUUCCACCACUGUCGUGCAGAAAGAUCAGACAUCAAUAAUUGAUAACGAUUCUGGCGUGUAUAAAGCGGAGAGUCGACUAUUAUUCUGGCUUUUAAUCUUAUUAGCAAUAUUAAUAGCUCUCGUUUUAUUACUUCUUAUAUGUUGCUGUAUUUGCGAAGGUUGUCCAUUGUAUAUGCCACCAAGGAAAAGAGUGAUACGUGUCAACUCCACAGAGGACGACGUGCAUUUAGUGGUCCGCGACAAGGGAGUUGGGAGGGAAAACAAGUCGACCCAAAACUUAGAAAGUAAAUCAAUACAAGCACCUGAAUGGAGGAGAAGAGAAGCUUGGAGUGCCGAACAAACAGACAUUAGAACAAAACCAACUCAAUGGAAAUUCAAUAAAAGAAAUUAUAAAUCAAAGGAAUUGAGUAAACCCGCUUCUACGCCUGGUGACAUUAGACAAGAAUUUGUGCAAGCUGCUACUGAUAAUGAUUAUAAAUAUGAUGAUUCUAGGCAGUCUUUUCGUCGAAGGGAUGGCCCCAACAUAAUUUAUACAAAAGAAAUACAACUUGAAGAUACCUUUGCUAGUAAACAUAAAGAGUACAUAGAAGAUCUUGAAAAUGGCUAUGAUAGAAUAGCAACACUACAUCAUCAACGAAAAGACCAGGACAAUGAUUCUAUAAGAAGACAUGAAAUCGAUCGAGGCUCUGAAAAUGAAGGGGAUCAUAAGACUGAUGACAAAAAUUUACAUGGUGAACAUCGAUUAAAAAUUGAGUACGCUGAUAAACGUGACCCGUCUUCCAUGGCCAGAGAUCAAUUUUUCAUUAAAGAGGGAAACACUGAAAUAUUAAGGCUUGUUACGCGGGGAAAACCUGAGGACGAACGAUACGUUAACCUUCCCAUUCAACAACAACAACGACCAGUAACACUAAUUCCUCACACUCAAUACGUAGUAGUCGAUAAUGGUAAGGAAUUGUUGAUGGAACGAUUUAUUAGAGAACAAGAAGAGGAAGCUAACAACAUAAGGGAGAGAAUGAAUAAAGUCGUGACUGAUUUAGACAACGUCCAAUCUGCUCAAGAUGGUAAAAAGUCUCAACUAAUUAUAGAUAAACAUAGUUUUCCGCAUGAAUACACUAAUAUGACACCAGAAGUACCAGGGGCUGUUCCUCAUAAAUCGGAUUAUUUACAAUCUGCACUUAUAGAAAUGCACAAUAAGUCAUCUAUUCACCAAGAACUAUUGGAAUCAUCAUUAAGAAAGCAAAAUGAACUUUUACAUCAAAUAUUAAUUGAACGUGAAAGAAUGUUACAUAAUCAGGAAACAGCAUCUCAAGUGGAAAAUAAGUUAGAGACCCAAAGUUUACCAGGGCAUGCUGUAAUGGCUACUCAAACUGAGUGUCAUAUUGGAACUCAAACAGAUUCUCAUUUGCUAAAUGAAGUGAAACGGAAAUCUCGUAGUGAUAAUGACUCAUAUAGUGAAGAUGAAUCACAAAUAAAUUCAGAUAAAACCAAUAAAGUAACAUGGGUUAAAAAGAAAAAACCACGAAAGAAAAUUAAAUACAAAGACCCAAGGCGUAGUAUACGUGUUUAUGAAUUGAAAAGAAAGAUUAAAACGCCUAUAAUUGAGGAAAGCGAUAUAUCACCAUCCGCAGAAAAUGAAAAACAGAUUAAAAUAAGCAAAACAAAUGAAAGAGAGGAGAGAAUUAAACAUUACGGUGACAUCACCAAAAGUACGGUUACUACUUCUAAGAAUGAAUAUGUCAGUUCCACACAAUAUAAAAAUGCAGAACCCGACAGAAAACUUAAAUCUCGUAGAGAAGUAUUGAUGGAAAUAUCAGAUUCUUUGGAAGAAAAAUCAAUACUCGAUGGAAAACAACUACAUGAACCAUCUUCUUCAUCAUCCUCGAGAACUGAGCAUUUAAAACGAAAUAUUUCCUAUGACAAUGAGAGUAAUAAGGGCUCUCCCAGUGGCACAGAUUCCACAGGUGAAGAUAAACGUAACUCAAUAUUCUCACGACAAGCAUCUUCAGAAGAUGCUGAAGGAAAUAUUAGUAACCAAUUGGAAAGUCAUAGUAAAAAUAACAAAAUUGAAAGUCAUCAAGAGAUAACUGAUAAAGACAUUCCGACUAAUGAUUCCACAAAAAUCAAGGAAAAGGAGAAUAAGGAAUCGAUGAAAAAUAAUGAAAAGCCUGUUAAAAGUUUACCACGUUAUAUGCAAUGGUAUGGCAAAAAAUCAAAACCUUCAACAUCUGAAAAGAUCGUACCAGACAAACCAAAAAGACCGUCAAAAAUAAAAAUAGAACAAGAAAGAGACACAAAAGAUAGAACAAGCCGAUAUGGUAAAAUUAUUAGCAAAGAUAGUCAAGCUGGUGAAGUAAAAAAAAACUUCAAAGAUAAAGAAAGUGAUUUUAUACAUCCUCGUUUAUUAAAAGAAGGAAAAGUAACACCUGUUCCAGAAGGACCAUUACCCGAUGUACAUCCCUUAUUACAACAUUCAGAACACAGAUACGAGCACCAGUACCAAAAUCAAAAUCCUCUGUGUUACGUUCAACAAACACAUAUACCAAAAUACUUAGGUAGUCAAACCGAAAAACCAGUGUUGCCACAAAGAACCUCUUUAGAGCAACAGCCAAUUUAUGUCAAUCAAGACGGUGUAACAGAAGGCGGCAUAAAACCGGAUAUUGCAGAAAGUGCCUUAACACAUAGCAUAGCUAUAUCAAGUGCAUAUGGAAAUGAACAAAAAUCUGCAUCGGAAGUUCAUGUCUCCAAAAUUAAGAUAUCGGGCGAAACGAUUUCUGAGAAUCAAAGAAAAUUAGAUGACAAUGAUUCUGGUAUAGCCAUGAGCACACUUGUACAUCAAACAGGUAUUAAGAGAUUACCUAUAACGGAAAAGAAAAGUGUGUUUACUAUUGCAUACGAUGACGUACAAACGAAACAACUACGGCCUGACAGCAGCUCCACCUCUUAUUAA
Molecule: messenger RNA, 5331 nt
Organism: Danaus chrysippus (African queen)
Lineage: Eukaryota; Metazoa; Arthropoda; Insecta; Lepidoptera; Nymphalidae
Source: the annotation of a GenBank genome assembly